Molecule: messenger RNA, 759 nt
Organism: Rangifer tarandus platyrhynchus (Svalbard reindeer)
Lineage: Eukaryota; Metazoa; Chordata; Mammalia; Artiodactyla; Cervidae
Source: the annotation of a GenBank genome assembly
AUGACGGACACGGCGACGGCUAACGGGGACGAUCGGGACCCCGAAAUCGAGCUCUUCGUGAAGGCUGGAAUCGAUGGGGAAAGCAUUGGCAACUGUCCCUUCUCUCAGCGCCUCUUUAUGAUCCUCUGGCUGAAAGGAGUUGUGUUCAAUGUCACCACGGUGGAUCUGAAAAGAAAGCCUGCUGACCUGCACAACCUCGCCCCUGGUACCCAUCCGCCCUUCCUGACAUUCAACGGGGAUGUGAAGACAGACGUCAAUAAGAUCGAGGAGUUCCUGGAGGAGACUUUGACCCCUGAAAAGUACCCCAGACUGGCUGCGAAACAUCGGGAAUCCAACACGGCAGGCAUCGACAUCUUCGCCAAGUUCUCCGCCUACAUCAAAAACACGAAGCAGCAGAGCAACGCUGCCCUUGAGCGAGGCCUGACCAAGGCCCUGAAGAAGCUGGAUGAUUACCUGAACACCCCUCUGCCGGAGGAGAUCGAUGCCGACACUCGCGGGGAUGAUGGAAAGGGCUCCCGGCGCAAGUUCCUGGAUGGGGAUGAGUUGACACUGGCCGACUGCAACCUGUUGCCCAAGCUCCAUGUGGUCAAGAUUGUGGCCAAGAAGUACCGCAACUACGAUUUCCCGGCUGAGAUGACGGGUCUGUGGCGGUACCUCAAGAACGCCUAUGCCCGGGACGAGUUCACCAACACCUGCGCGGCCGACAGCGAGAUCGAGCUGGCCUACGCGGACGUGGCCAAGCGCCUCAGCCGAUCCUGA